Orbicella faveolata is the source of this 1690-nucleotide messenger RNA. RefSeq lists its product as uncharacterized. Lineage: Eukaryota; Metazoa; Cnidaria; Anthozoa; Scleractinia; Merulinidae. The record is from RefSeq and is a predicted model, not a curated record. Gene Ontology annotation, molecular function: carbohydrate binding.
UGCUUUUAUUCAAGCGUGGUGACUGAAUCACUUAAAAAUCGCUAAGCGUUUAGACAAACUGGUGUUUGACGCGCACGCUCACUGAGCGCAAUAUUGGCGGGUAAGUGGAGGCGCGUGGCGCGCUCUUGAGGCAUGACGUAAUGAAAGUGACAAGUUGAGCCACAUUACCUAACAGCUUGGAUUGCGAGGGUGACCAAACCGGACCGGCACAAGAGUGUCGAUUUUCUAAAAGUUUGGAUUUUUCCCGUCCGAUUCUCUGGCCUUGGAUUCUUCAAGAAAGGCUAUGAAGGCUGCAACAGGCCUGCUCAGGCUGACUUUAGGCCUCGCUUUGUUUGUAUUAGCGCACUGUUCACCUAUGCCGCGCAAACCACAUAUACUUCAGAAGCGUGACAACAUUUUGAGCUACUACUGGGAUCAAAAACUACCCCUCGGGUUUUUUGUCAACGGUCAAGGUGGUUUGAUGGGACCUCCGGGACCUCCUGGACCUCCCGGGACCCCCGGUUACGUCAUGGGUGGAAGUGGAAGUGGAAGUGGUGACGCCGUUGCUCGUGGAGGAAUUCCUGGGCCUCGUGGUCCCCCGGGACCACCCGGACCUCCCGGACCUGGAAAUGCUCUUGCUGGUCCUCAGGAAACCAUCACGUGCGAGGGGGAGAAGGAAUGGAUCGAGUGCCCGCAGUACAAAGUUAUCAAAAUCAAUUCUGCUUUCUGGGGACGUGACGAUACCGCCACGUGUACCACGAAUGGCGUUCAACACGGACUCAGCACCUCCGACAUGUGCCCUCAAGACGAAUCGAACUCUAUGACCAAAGUGGAAGGACAGUGUAAAGACGAACAAGCCUGUGAGCUGGCAGCCACAUCUACUUUCUUUGACAAGACCGAUUGUGGACAGGUCUAUAAGUAUCUCCGUGUCAACUACGAGUGUCUACCUAGCGAGUCAAGAGUGAAAGCAGCUAUUCAAAGAUCAAGAAUAGCCGGUUAAUUUGAUUCUCUGUGUGACUGACAUAGCUUCUAUCACGUGAUAAGCUACGAAACGUUUUUACCGCCUAAUAUGGUUAGGCUGUCCGAAGCAUCCGGGACUUCAUCGUCAACCAGCUUACUUGGUAACCGCUUGAUCGUCUGUCGGGGAAAACUUCAUCUGACGGCACAAAUCAUGUUUCUCUACAUCACGUGUUGACCUUACUCUGAACACUUACGAAGGACUGGAGAAAAAAAGUUGGCAGCGAAUUAACAUACCACGUCAUGUUAGACGGUGAAAAACGUUUUGCUUGAGAUAAAGGAUAGAUAAAAUAGAAGGAUUCGCUUUUCGUGAUGAGUUUUUCAGAGAACAUUGUGUAAAGCUUUGCUGUAAACUAGGAAAGCACUUCAUUCCAUCACAUUACACAUUAUUUUUAAUUUAAUACCGAAUGUGUAUAUAGUAAUGUUUCUAAAACCUUUGGCGCAUAUUUUACGUGAGCCUCUUGGAUUCCUUGUAAAAAAUUACCAGCGGUUACACGGAUGUAACUAUGCGCACGAUCUAACAGACAUAACUGACAAGUGGACAAACUGACUAGACACAUUAUAACGCGCUGUUAUAGAUUCUGCGCAUGCUCGUAGUAGUUGUGUUAAUCACUGCAGUGGACCUAAAUCAUGCUUGUGUUGCUAUUGAAUAUAAACUCAUGAAAUUUGUGACAGUAAAGCUCUAUGGUCUUUU